AGAAAGAAAGGGUUUAGUUUUUGGAAAUUGCAAUACCUUCUUUCCCAUUUCUUUCAAAUAAAGCGUUGCGAACUUGCAUAUGGCCUAUACAAUUCCAUACAAUUCUGAUUUCAGAUUCAUCUGUGCCUGCUUAAUCAGAUAGACAGAUUUAAUCCACUCUAGCCACUAAAGUUUUAUCAUGAUUGUCUCAUAUGGGCAAAGGGACCGCAUAAGAGAAUGACGGCAGAGUUUGAUUCAAAGUCUGCUGCUGAACCUCACAAGAUGUCUGGAGCUUCAUCUGCAGCACCUACUAGUGGUCAAAAGCUCUCUAUAUUUGCUGCCAAAUCUGGAUUUGUCAUCCCUAAAAACAAAUUAUCAGGGUCUUUGGUCCCCAUUUUCCGAGGAGCCAAAAAACAUGGGGUCACAGGAGCCAUCAAUGAAGAAAGUUCAAAACAAAAUGAAAGGGGAUCAAAAUGGGGACCUGAUCUGACACAGGAUGCGGCUGUCCGGAGGGGAAAGGCUUUAGCUUUGCAGAUUCGAGUUGAUCAAAUCACAAAGCAGUUGGAAUCAGAAGUAUUGGAGGUUGAAAGCACUCAGAACUUGCCAUUAGUGGCUGAGCAUCCAGAUCAAAGCAUGUCUGACCCUCAAAGUAACAGCAAGAAGUCAGAAAUGCUGGAACUUGAAAAGCGGGAAGCGAUAGGUGAAAUACUAAAAUUAGAUCCCAGUUACAAGCCUCCACCUGGUUUUAAACCGUUGUUAAAAGAGGCCAAUGUUCUUUUGCCUGUCCAAGAAUAUCCUGGAUACAAUUUUAUUGGUCUAAUAUAUGGGCUUGAAGGUGAUAACCAAAAGCGACUAGAAAAGGAAACUGGUGCCAAGAUAAAAAUUCAUGGAACCAAAGCAGACACUGGAGAAAAAGGUGAAAUUAAACCAGGAACUGAUAUCCAGUGCAGUUACAAAGAGAUGCAUGUUAACAUAUCAGCUGAUAGUUUUGAUAAAGUGGAUGCAGCAGUGUCUAUCAUUGAACUACUAAUGACCUCUGUAAUUGGGAAUUUAGCUUCUGGUUCCACACCCUCUGAAUCAGUUUCUAGAGAUUGCACUAAUGUUCUGAGUCAAAGUCAAGAUGGACCCCCUUCUCAUGCAAUGUCUCUAUCUCUGGAAAACCAGACUGUGUUGCAACCAGUAGCUGUUACACAAAUACAUGGAAAUCACUUUCAAUACUCUGGUCCAUGGUUUUCAGGGGUUCCAUCUCAUACCCCAGUAUUUGCUUCUUCUGGCAGUAUGGCCCCUCCAAAUCCACCAGGUCUUGCUAGAACUCCUCAUUUUCCAUCACAAAUAAUGAAUCCUUCAAACAUGACUUCAACUUUUGGUGCUCAACAUGUACCUGUUACUGGAUUCCACCCGGCUUUUCCAAAUCACCAUGUUCCUAUGCAAGCACCACCACCAAGACAGAUUUUACAGCAUUCGCGUAUGACUCAGGCAAGUCAUUUCGGUCACAUUGGGCCACCAAGAAAUCCUUCUAUAAUAUCUGUACAGAAUUUGGCAGCUCCAAAAAAUGCUUCACUUCCAUUUCCUGUGUCUUCGAUGUCUCAACCUAUAUCUGGUAUGUCACCAGCACAAAUACCGAACCAGCCAUUGACACCUCUUGGGGUCUCUUUGGAACAGAGUGGAGCACCUGUCACUGUUUCUGUAGGUCUCAGCAAUAAGGGGCUGAUGGCUCCACCGGCAGCUCGACCUCGCAGACCUGUUUCUCUACACCCACAACCGGACGUUGCAUUUAAGCCACCACAGCCAAAUAUGUCAAUGAUGCCACGAUCUGCCACUUUUCCUCCACAUCAAGCAGGAAUUUCCGCUGGACUGCCAUCUUCUUUGGGACCAAUGUCUUUACCAAUACCUGCACCUACUCAUUCAUCUGCAAACCAUUUAUCGGGACCUCCUUCAUUUCCUUCGCCUGGAAUAUCCCCUUCAUUUCCAUUACCUCAGCAAUCAGGAAUACCUAAUUCUGCUUCUGGUGCUACUCCUUAUCACGCCAACGUAAAACCACCAGUCUUGAUGACUUCAAAUUCUGGAAAUUUUACUUUUCAAUCACAGCAGCCCAAUAAUCAAGUGGUUUCUAGACCAAACAAUCAAGCUACUAUUCAAGGUGGUCAACAAGAGCCACCUUCUGGUCCACGGCCACAACCACCAUUUGGGUUUGCUGUGCCUGAUCAGGCUCUUCAAACCUUUCCGAGGACACAAGUUCCCAACCAGGUGGAUCUAACCCAAGCUCAUGUAUCUGCUGUUCCCUUUGUGGGAAGAUUAGGUUCCGUCUCAGUUCCACCCAGACACACUGCAUUUCCAUAUGCUGGUCAACCUGCUCCUAGGUCUCAAGUACCACAAAUGGGUAUGAAGAACUUCAUUUCUGCCCCUCAACUGCCAAACUUGCCCGGUCCUGGGAUCCAAAGAGGCAUGCACAUUCGACAAAGCUAUCCUGCUCAGAGGGCAUGGUCAGAUAUCUCAAUGCCUCUGAAUCAGAAGUUUGGCAACAAUCACUCCAUGGCUUCUGUUAAGCCAGCAUAUCCUGCGGACCAAAUCUAUGAUCCCUUUUCACCCACUUCUGUUGCACCUCCACAACAGAAAGGUAAUCCUGGAAAAUGAGGGAGUUGGAUAUGGCUACAGAUCGUAAUACUGACGAAGUAAAAAGUUACGACUGCAGUUUGUGGAGACAUACUAAUUUCAUAGAUUAAAAUCAUGUAAUUUCUAACCAGAAAGUUUGGUUGGCUCCCUGUGAUGACUGAUUGUAUUACUUUUUUAUUUAAUGUUUCUUUUCUGAAUGCCCAUUACGGAUGCUUG
Messenger RNA from Gastrolobium bilobum, 2808 nucleotides. RefSeq lists its product as uncharacterized. The record is from RefSeq and is a predicted model, not a curated record. The coding region runs from base 217 to 2613 and encodes 798 amino acids. Lineage: Eukaryota; Viridiplantae; Streptophyta; Magnoliopsida; Fabales; Fabaceae. Gene Ontology annotation, molecular function: mRNA binding. The transcript has 9 exons. Gene Ontology annotation, cellular component: nucleus. Gene Ontology annotation, biological process: regulation of mRNA splicing, via spliceosome.